CAAAAAGUCGCAUUAAAGUUUGGGAUCAAUCCCCAUUUUUCUUCUUGCUUUCUUUCAACUUUGCCAUGUUCCGUAACUGUCGACAGUCUCUUCGACUGUUUCAUACUUCCCGUAUCGUCCGAGCUCAAAAGUCCUUGACCCCAUUGACAAGUGAUAAAAUCACUAAUAUUAAACGCAGUGACAAGUUCAAGCAGUUGGAACACAGCGACAUUGACUACUUUCAAACCAUCUUGACAACCAACAAUGUCAUUCACGAUGGCGAAGCAAAUCCCGAGAUUUCAAGCUUGACACCCUAUAAUACCGACUUUUUUAACCUGCACCGUGGUUCUUCCAAACUAUGUCUAUUCCCCACAGAAACGACCCAGAUAUCAAAAAUUCUGAAAUACUGUAACGAAAAGAAGCUCGCUGUGGUGCCUCAAGGCGGCAACACGGGUGUGAGUGGCGGUCAAAACCCAAUGUUUGACGAAAUUAUUGUCAACACGUCGAAAAUGAACAAGAUUCGAUCGUUUGACCCGAUAUCAGGUGUUGCUGUGGCAGACGCGGGUGUGGUAUUGGAGAACCUGGACAAUUACUUGGCACCGCUGGGAUACACUGUGCCCUUGGAUCUCGGUGCAAAAGGUUCGUGUCAAAUUGGUGGCAAUGUCAGUACCAACGCCGGUGGUUUGCGUUUGAUGCGCUUUGGUAAUCUUCAUGGAAAUGUGCUUGGCUUGGAAGUGGUUCUACCUGAUGGCACUAUACUCGAUAAUCUAUCCACGUUGCGAAAAGAUAAUACUGGCUAUGAUUUAAAGCAGCUGUUUAUUGGAGCGGAAGGAACAUUGGGUCUGGUUACUGGUGUUUCACUGUUGACGCCUAGAAAGCCAAAGGCUGUCAAUAUCGCCAUGUUGGCAUUGGAUUCUUUUGACGCGGUACAAAAGGCUUUUGUUAUGGCCAAAGAAGAUUUAUCUGAAAUUUUGUCUGCAUUUGAGUUCUGGGACCGUGAAUCAAUGGAAUUGGUCAAAAGGGUUAUGUUACAAGAUAGCCCGUAUCCGAUUGAGGCAAAAUCUUCAUUCUAUGCGCUUCUCGAGACCCAAGGUAGCCGUCAAGAGCAUGAUCAAGAGAAAAUCGAUGCUUAUCUCACAAGACUGAUGGAGACCGACGUUGCUCAUGAUGGUGUGAUGGCACAGGAUGCUAAGCAGACCAAUGCGCUUUGGCAAUGGCGUGAACGUAUCCCCGAAGCUAUUGUCAAGUCUGGCACAGCAAUGACAUACGAUGUUGCUAUGGAUGUGCAGCUGCUGUAUAAGAUGGUCGAGGAUGUAAAACAGCAUUAUGGUGAAAGAGGUUUAUUAGACACUACAUAUACCAAUGUGAUUGGUUUUGGUCACGUUGGCGACGGUAAUCUACACAUUAUGGCAAACAUUCCAGAUCAUGAUCGUAAAGCGCAAAAGGAUAUGGACUCCUAUGUCUAUGACUGGGCUAUCAAACAUAACGGAAGUAUCACCGCCGAACAUGGAAUUGGCGUUGCAAAGGUCAACUACAUGACUCGUUGCAAGACAGAGGCCCAGAUCCACUUGAUGCAGACGCUCAAGAAAGCAAUCGAUCCGAACGGGAUCAUGAACCCUUACAAAGCUGUACCCGGAACACUCUAAAAUAUAGGCUAUCUAUGCCAGACAUAGCAUGUUUUAUAGACUUUUACAUCGGGUGCAUGUUUAUGAAGAAUAAAAAGCCAAGUAUGAGGGAGAAAAUAUUCGCUCCCUUACAUGUGUAUACAAAGUAGUUAUGCGUAAAAGAUG
This is a messenger RNA of Zychaea mexicana, 1769 nucleotides long. RefSeq lists its product as uncharacterized. Lineage: Eukaryota; Fungi; Mucoromycota; Mucoromycetes; Mucorales; Lichtheimiaceae. The record is from RefSeq and is a predicted model, not a curated record. Gene Ontology annotation, molecular function: FAD binding; catalytic activity. Gene Ontology annotation, cellular component: mitochondrion. The transcript is spliced from 11 exons. The coding region runs from base 66 to 1625 and encodes 519 amino acids.